AUGUACAAAACCACUGGAGGAAGAAAACCCAAGAAGAAAAUUUAUCACAGAGUACACGAGCUGGACAGAGUAAUGGAGCUCCAGAAGAAACCAUCUCUUAUUUUACAGCUGAAGUCCAUCAUCCAAUCCCAGAAAACGGAGUCUCUUUUACUAAGAGACCUUGAAAAAGAAGUUGGGUUUGUGCAGAAAUGGAAUUAUAUGGCUGUCAUUGAAAAAUACCCAUCCAUUUUCGUCGUUACCGGGGGUAAAAGUGACAAGUCACCACCAGCGGUUAUGCUGAGUGAGAAGGCAAAAAGGACUGCAGCUUUGGAAGCUGAAGCAAGGGUGCAAAUGGAACCCAUUUUGGUUAAGAAUUUGAGGAAGUUAUUGAUGCUGUCAGUUGACUGUAGGGUGCCUUUAGAUACAAUUGAGAUGAUAGGGAAUGAGAUGGGAUUGCCAAGUGACUUCAAAAAAUCACUUAUUCCGUUGUACCCCCAUUUUUUUUCUCUGAAAGAUGUCAGUGGGAGAUGGUAUCUGGAUUUGGAGAAUUGGGAUUCCUCGCUGGCGGUAACUGCCCGAGAGGAGAGGCUGGCACGUGAAGGGUUGUUAAACACCGGUGAGCAUCCGAAGAGAGCUAAGAUAUCAAAAGAUGGUAACUUUUCAGGCCCUUAUGCAUUUCCCUUAGAUUUUCCUGUAGGUUUUAGGGCAAAUAUGAGUUAUCUGGAGGAAGUUCGGAGGUGGCAGAAAAUGGACUUCCCUUCUCCAUACUUGAAUGCAAGGAGGGUUGAAGCUGCUGAUCCAAAAGCUCGGAAAAGAGCAGUGGCCGUGCUUCAUGAGCUCCUGAGUUUGACUAUGGAGAAGAGAUUGACUUCUGCCCAACUAGAUGCUUUUCAUUCCGAGUAUCGUUUACCAGCUAGAUUGUUGCUUUGCUUAAUUAAGCAUCAUGGUAUCUUUUACAUCACUAAUAAAGGCGCAAAGAGUACUGUAAUCCUGAAAGAGGCUUAUGAUGGAUCCAAUUUAACUAAUAAAUGGCCCCUUUUGGAAUUUAGGGACAAAUUUUUAGAACUUAUGGGUAGGAGAGAUGUCAGUUCAUGUAUUGGGGCAUCAUCUUCUGUUACAAUUUGA
Messenger RNA from Fraxinus pennsylvanica, 1104 nucleotides. Lineage: Eukaryota; Viridiplantae; Streptophyta; Magnoliopsida; Lamiales; Oleaceae. The record is from the annotation of a GenBank genome assembly.